AUAACGUUGACGAUACCGGUCCUUAUUUCCCGCUUGCGUAUUGACGCGACGUGCAUUCUAUGCAUGCGCGUUUGGGCCAGUCGCACUCCGCACGUGACUUAAGUCGGUCAGCUGUUCCGUCGUCGAGCAGACAGGCGCACCAUCGCGCAACGUCAUGUCGCUCCGGAAUGAGAAUUACAGCGUCGACAUAGCAGGCUUGCGGAUAAAAUACAAGGAUAAAAACGAGACUUUCACGGAGGAUAAUUUAAUUAGCAAAGAGCCUAUCGGGCAGUUCAAAGCAUGGUUCGACGAGGCGUGCAAUACACCACAAAUUUUGGAACCCAAUGCGAUGCUUCUUGCGACAGCAACGAGGAAUGGUAUACCAUCCGCGCGCAUGGUGUUGCUGAAAGGCUUCGGCAAGGAAGGCUUCAAGUUUUACACGAAUUACGAAAGCAGGAAAGGCCGCGAAUUAGCUGAAAAUCCGUAUGUCGCGCUGACUUUCUACUGGGAAUCUCUUAGACGAAGCGUACGCGUCGAGGGUAUCGCGGAGGAAACCUCGGCGGAAGAUUCGGAUCGUUAUUUCCAAAGCCGACCAUACGCGAAUCAGAUCGGGUCCACAGCCAGCAAACAAAGCAGCGUGAUCGCCAGCAGACAAACACUCAUUGUAAAAGAAAGGGAGCUGCUCGCGACAUUCCCUGAGAAUCAGGUUAAAAGACCCGCCUGCUGGGGCGGUUAUCUCGUCGUGCCACAUUCCGUAGAAUUUUGGCAAGGUCAGAGCGAUCGUCUUCACGACAGAAUUCAUUUCAGGCGUCCGAAAACGAACGAAAAGAUAGACAACGUUCUCGUGCACAGAGGAGAGGACGGAUGGGUUUACGAGAGACUCUCGCCAUAGAAAGAAAACGUUUAUUGACAAAGUGAACGCCUCGGUGAACGCUAAGGCUUGGCAAUGUGCUCUUUGCGCAUUGGCUACAAAACAGGAGUAUUCUAUUUUAAAAAAUUUGCAAGUUGGCACAUUGUACAUACAUUAUACACUGUAUGUAUAUUGUCGACAAAUUUAAUCUUUUAAGCGUACUGAUUUACUUACAAUAUAUGAAAUAAAAUGCCUUUAAUCACAAAGAGCAUACUGUUAGGCUCAAAUCUUGCGUACACUAGGAAUCGCCGAUGCCUUUCCGCAUGAAUUUGUGCACAUAUCGACACAUACUAAUUUGCAUAUACAUGUAAAAUGUAUACGUAUUCUACUGUGCUUAAAUUCAUACGAAAAGGUAUCAGCGAUUCCUAGUCUACACGAAAAAAAAAAUGAAACAAAUCUCGCCGCGGAAGGAUCGCUGCUGAUUACUGCAACAUUCCGAGCCGACACGCACUUGAUAAUUAUACGAAGACAAUAAUAUUAUACACCAGACGUGUGAUAAUCUUGAUGCGAUUUCCACGUGAGCUUCAGAAUUUCUCUGUUCACUCCUGAAAUGUAUACAGUCGAUAUUGUCGAAGCGACGAAAGAGAAAUAUAUUUACAAUCAAGCGUCAA
Molecule: messenger RNA, 1500 nt
Organism: Vollenhovia emeryi
Lineage: Eukaryota; Metazoa; Arthropoda; Insecta; Hymenoptera; Formicidae
Product: pyridoxine-5'-phosphate oxidase-like
Exons: 6
Coding region: 155-871 (238 amino acids)
Biological process (GO): pyridoxal 5'-phosphate biosynthetic process; pyridoxine biosynthetic process
Molecular function (GO): pyridoxamine phosphate oxidase activity; FMN binding
Source: RefSeq, a predicted model, not a curated record